Molecule: messenger RNA, 4872 nt
Organism: Echinops telfairi (small Madagascar hedgehog)
Lineage: Eukaryota; Metazoa; Chordata; Mammalia; Afrosoricida; Tenrecidae
Gene: GPR158
Product: G protein-coupled receptor 158
Exons: 11
Coding region: 402-4019 (1205 amino acids)
Biological process (GO): G protein-coupled receptor signaling pathway
Cellular component (GO): membrane
Molecular function (GO): G protein-coupled receptor activity
Source: RefSeq, a predicted model, not a curated record
AGCGUCUCCGGAACACACCUCAAUGAGAGCGGCGGUGGACACAGCUGAGCAGAGAGACGUCCGCAGGCUCCGCGUCCGCUGCCGGGAGCCCAAGGGGAUGUAACCUGCGCCGCUCCGGGCUGCGCGGUGCGGAAGCCCCAGCCGAGCCGUGGGGGUGGGAGCGCGUGCGGCCAGCAUCGCUACAGGUGAUCCGGUUUCCGGCGACGGGAAGCCCAACCUCGAGGGCCAAUUUGGAAACAGGCUCCUGGUGAAAGUCCCAUUGGCUUGUCCGGUGCCAUCUGUGGAAGGACGGGGGAAGACUGCACGCGAAACUCUCCAGGUGGAUACAUUGAUGCCCAGGCUUUGAAAAGUGACUCCUCCCGUCCUCUCCUCUUCUUUCCGCGAGACAGACGGGAGCCAGCAUGGCUCACCCCUUACUCCUCUGUCUGCUGGCCGCGCAGCUGGGCUUGGGAGCGGUGGCGGCCAGCCGCGAGCCCCUGCGACGGCCGGAUUCCCCUCGAGAGAGGACCCUGAAGGGGAAACAGCACGUCCUGCCUGCGGCCCGCGCGGCUGCCUCAGACCCUCCGCUGCCCUGGAGCCACUCCACGGAUGGCACCAUCUUGGCGCAGAAACUGGCCGAGGAGGUGCCGGUGGACGUGGCCUCCUACCUCUACACCGGGGACUCCCUCCAGCUGAGGCAAGCCAACUGCUCGGGCCGCUACGAGUUGGCCGGCCUGCCUGGGAAGUCGCCGGCCCUCGCCAGCUCUCACCCCGCCUUGCACGGAGCGCUGGACACUCUGACACACGCCACCAACUUCCUCACUCUGAUGCUGCAGAGCAAUCAGUCGCGGGAGCAGAACUUGCAGGGCGACCUGGAGUGGUACCAGGCGCUGGUGCGCAGCCUCCUGGAGGGCGAGCCCAGCGUCUCCCGCGCGGCCAUCACCUUCAGCCCCGAGUCCCUGCCCGCGCCCGCGACCCCGCACGUUUUCCUCCAGGCCACGCGCGAGGAGAACCGCAUCCUGCUCCAGGACCUGUCCUCCUCGGCGCACCACCUGGCCAACGCCACGCUGGACACCGAGUGGUUCCACGGCUUCCGGCGCAGGUGGAGGCCCCACUUGCACCGCCGCGGCUCCCAUCAGGGGCCCCGGGGCCUGGGCCACAGCUGGCGGCGCAGGGACGGGCCCGGCGGGGAUAAAAGCCACAUCAAGUGGUCCCCGCCUUAUCUGGAGUGCGAGAACGGGAGUUACAAGCCCGGCUGGCUGGUCACUCUCUCCGCUGCUUUCUACGGGUUGCAACCGAACUUGGUCCCUGAAUUCAGGGGCGUCAUGAAAGUUGACAUAAGUCUUCAGAAGGUGGACAUUGACCAAUGCUCAAGUGACGGCUGGUUUUCAGGAACACACAAAUGCCACCUUAACAAUUCAGAGUGUUUGCCAAUUAAAGGCCAAGGAUUUGUGCUUGGAGCUUAUCGGUGCAUUUGCAAAACAGGAUUCUACCAUCCUCGCGUCUUCUCAGUGAACAACUUUCAGAGAAGAGGUUCGGAUCAGCAUUUUGGAGCAAAUGCAAAAGAUGUAUCUGAAGAAACCCAUGUCUGCCUACCCUGCAGGGAGGGCUGCCCCCACUGUGCUGAUGACAGUCCGUGCUUUGUCCAAGAGGAUACGUACUUGAGGCUGGCAAUCAUCUCCUUUCAAGCUCUGUGCAUGCUGUUGGACUUCAUUAGCAUGCUGGUGGUCUACCGCUUUCGCAAAGCAAAGAGCAUCAGGGCAUCGGGGCUUAUCCUGCUGGAAACAAUUCUUUUUGGAUCUCUGCUGCUAUACUUUCCGGUUGUUAUUUUGUACUUUGAACCGAGCACAUUUCGCUGUAUUCUCCUAAGAUGGGUUCGUCUUCUGGGUUUUGCUACUGUUUAUGGGACUGUCACUCUCAAGCUUCACAGAGUUUUGAAGGUGUUUCUGUCACGAACGGCCCAGCGGAUUCCCUACAUGACUGGUGGGCGGGUCAUGAGGAUGCUGGCAGUGAUCCUCCUGGUAGUGUGCUGGUUUCUCAUUGGCUGGACAUCAUCUGUGUGCCAGAAUUUGGAGAAGCAGAUUUCACUUAUUGGCCAAGGGCGAACAUCUGAUCACCUCACCUUCAACAUGUGCCUCCUAGACCGAUGGGACUACAUGACAGUGGUUGCCGAAUUUCUAUUCCUCUUGUGGGGUGUUUAUCUCUGCUAUGCCGUGCGGACAGUCCCAUCGGCAUUUCAUGAGCCACGCUACAUGGCUGUUGCCGUCCACAACGAGCUCAUUAUCUCCGCUAUAUUCCAUACAAUUAGAUUUGUUCUUGCCCCAAGGCUUCAGUCGGACUGGAUGUUGAUGUUGUAUUUUGCACAUACCCAUUUGACUGUGACCGUCACCAUCGGGCUGCUUUUGAUUCCAAAGUUUUCACAUUCAAGCAAUAACCCACGAGAUGAUAUUGCCACAGAAGCUUAUGAAGACGAGCUGGACAUGGGCCGAUCUGGAUCCUACCUGAACAGCAGUAUCAAUUCGGCCUGGAGUGAGCACAGCUUGGAUCCCGAGGACAUUCGGGAUGAGCUAAAGAAACUCUAUGCCCAAUUGGAAAUAUAUAAAAGGAAGAAGAUGAUUACAAACAAUCCCCACCUCCAGAAAAAGCGGUGCUCUAAGAAGGGCUUGGGUCGUUCCCUCAUGAGACGUAUCACAGAGAUCCCGGAGACUGUCAGCAGGCAGUGUUCCAGAGAAGACAAGGACGCCGCGGACCAGGGCCCCGUCAAAAGCACUGCCCUCCUCAGGAAGAACCCCCCGGAGUCGUCAUGCCAUUCUGGGAAAGCCAAGGAGGAGUCCCUGAAAAACCGCGUCUUCUCACUCAAGAAAUCCCACAGCACGUACGACCACGUCAGAGAACAAUCAGAAGAGUCCAACAGCUUACCGACAGAAAGCCAAGAGGAGGAGGCUACAGAAACCUCCACGCUAGAGUCUCUGUCGAGUAAAAAACUCUCACGGACACUGAGAGAACACAGUGAGUCUGUGUCCACAGAGUCGGCGCCUUUGGUGUGUAAGUCCGCAAGCGCUCACAACCUCAGCUCCGAGAAGAAGCCCGGGCACCCCCGAAUGUCCAUGUUGCAAAAAUCUCUCAGUGUCGUAGCAAGUGCCAAGGAGAAAACUCUUGGAUUAGCUGGGAAAACCCAAGCAUCAGGUGUGGAAGAGCGUGCUAAACUCCAGAACCCCCUGCCAAAGGGUAGGGAGACCCACAGGGCACAUUCAAAUUCUGCUCACACUGAGACGAAAGAUUCUGUGCCCGCACACUCCAAUCAUCUGGAGGAGUCCCGAAAACUGCAGAAAGCUGGAAUUAUGAAGCAACAAAGGGUCAGCACCCCCACUGCCACUCCUGACAUGAGCCCAGGCUCCACACAGGCGAAAGACCACUUUGACGUCGGAGAAGUGUGCCCCUGGGAGAUGUGUGACCUGGCCCCGGCGCCUGUGCCUUCAGAACCCAAAGUUCAAAAACACGUAUCUAUCGCCGCUUCUGAAAUGGCGAAAAACCCAACUUCUUCCCUGAAAGAAAAACCGCCACUGAAGGCCCAGGCAGCAGACACGGGUGAGCCAUUGAAUCCAAAGAGCACAGAUCCGGCCGAGGUGAAGCCUUGGGAGGGCCCAGGCCAGGCCCUUCAGGAAGAUAACAAGCCUGUGAUUCCUAAGACUCCGGUUCUCCCUGUGAGACCUCAAGAAGAGAGUGCUAGUCAGCACGGUGCCACCACUGUGUGUCCUGGGCAAUAUGAAGACCUGCCCCCCAAAGUGGUCGCAUCGAAAAUCGAGCGUGGAAAUCUCAACCCAAUAGGAGCCCCAGGCAGAAAGACACCUUCCCCUGAGGACAACGUGGUGCCUGCCUCCUGUCACUCAAGUAACCACGCUCAGCAACCUGUUGUCGCACGAGCCGAGGUGUGUCCUUGGGAGGUGGAGAGCACAAGUCAGCCAAAUGCUGGCAAAAAUGUAGUUUUACCUGCCUCUUCUGCUUUAAGUGCAAAUAAAGUAACAGGACCUCAGAAAUAAGAGGCGUAGGAAACUUGUCAAGUGAAGCAUCCCCCAGAAGGAGAAGGAGAAGGAGGAAGCCUCGAAUUCGAUAUAAAAACUGAAGAUACGAGGAUCCAAAAAUUCCCAAGGAGUAUUUGUGUGUUAAGGGAAAUGUGAGAGAGAAUGAGACGAAGUCAAAGGCAGGGAAAUAAAGAAAACGAGGAAGAGGAGGAGCCACAGACAAUAAUCCUCAUGGAAAAGUCAGACUUUGGUCAAGAUGGGGCAUUCCCAAAGGCACAAGAAGAAAACCCUUACACGUCGGCAUGUCCUCAGUGUUUGUCCUGAUCGCGUUCUUACCCAUGGGACUUUGAAGACCCUAAGGCAGGAAAGCCAGAAGAUGGAGACGAGGCUUGGUCUUUGCAGUAGAGGAAAGAAGUAGACACGCUGUGACUGAGAUGCUGAGUAGCCUACAGAAAAGGGACUCCCUUUAACUAUUUAACCUUGAUAGCACUACUAACCUAAUGUAGCCCCCAAAACUUUUAUAUUGAUGAUUGCUCUCAUUUUCUUAUAUAAAUGUAUGUGUCAGUACAUUGUUGUGUCUCAUAUUCAAGCAUUCCAAAUUGUAUAAUUUUUGCAAAUAACUUUGAUAUAUGACACAACACAUUUAUGCAAUCUGCAGCUACUCAAUUGUUAUUGCAACUUCCAAUACUACCUGCUGUCAACUUCAGUUGAUUCUUAAAGUAUGUACGCUUUCUCUGGCUUUGGAAGCCAUCGAUGUUAUGGUAAAAUCUUUUAGUUUGGGCUGUGAUUUAUAUAUUGUGAAUUUGGAUUUGAUUUUAUUAUUUCUCAUCAUGGUUUGUUAUACUGUAUUAAUCAGGUAUAUAUAUAUAUA